GUGGCUUCCCUCUUGUUUCUGAUACUGUAAUCUUACCCAUGAUAUAUAUCAGUUAUAAAUAAAUAAAUAAAUAAAUAAAUAAAUAAAUAAAUAAGAAGAGGUCUAUUAAUUAUGUCUAAAGCUAUCUCUCUACUUACAAAAAAAAACUUAAAAAAAAUUUUUUUUUUUUGCAGAUGGAUCACAUGAUCAAUCCAUAUGCACCAAAAUGUAUAAGGGCCAUUUUCCUAGUAGUUAGUCUUUCUAUAAACUUUAUAUGUUUUAAGAGUACAACUGAAUUAUAAUAAGAAUUAAUUAAUUAAAAGAUUCAUUAAAUAAGUUAGAUAAGUGAAUCUAUUAUUACUUGAAUAUUCUACAUAUGGAUUAUGUAUUUUUGGGUUAUUAUUUUAUUUUCACUUUAUGAAUUAGCAUUAGCGACUAUUAUCACAUUUGACAAUUCUUCUAACAGUUUGAUAUUCUUUACUGUCGAAUUUAAUGAUAUAGCUGGCAUAUGCAAUCAAGCACUAUUAACAGAUCGUAUGACAUAUAGUGUUCAUCAGUCAAGUCCAGUGUUUGAACUAGUCGGGCGAAUUAAGAACGAUUUGCAGUCUCAUUUGUAUUCUGAUAGCCAAUGGGGAAAGUUUGAGAUGGCAUCCAGUUGGUAUGGUUUAGACAUGGCUUAUGGGAUGUUGACAAACAAUAGUUUGAGUUAUUCUGAGAAUAAAGAAAUGUAUGAUGCUGCUAUAUUUAAUCUAAACAGCACUUUACAAGAUUUGUGUUAUUCAGGUAGAGAGUAUGGUAAUGUGACUAGUGUUGCAAUAUCGACGGUAUUUGUACAAGGUAAUGUAUAUGGGCCAUUUUCUUAGUAGUUAGUCUUUCUAUAGAAACUACUUUAUAUGUUUUAAAAGUACAACUGAAUUAUAAUAAGA
Messenger RNA from Scheffersomyces coipomensis, 905 nucleotides. RefSeq lists its product as uncharacterized. NCBI's taxonomy places the organism in Eukaryota, Fungi, Ascomycota, Pichiomycetes, Serinales, Debaryomycetaceae. The record is from RefSeq and is a predicted model, not a curated record. Bases 363 to 842 code for a protein of 159 amino acids. The transcript has a single exon.